This is a messenger RNA of Grammomys surdaster, 3221 nucleotides long. It is a transcript of the gene Ogt, whose product is annotated as O-linked N-acetylglucosamine (GlcNAc) transferase. Gene Ontology annotation, biological process: protein O-linked glycosylation. The transcript has 22 exons. Gene Ontology annotation, molecular function: protein binding; protein N-acetylglucosaminyltransferase activity. The record is from RefSeq and is a predicted model, not a curated record. NCBI's taxonomy places the organism in Eukaryota, Metazoa, Chordata, Mammalia, Rodentia, Muridae. The coding region runs from base 237 to 3203 and encodes 988 amino acids.
AGUUCCGGCCUGUGUUGUUUCGUUCGAGGAGCGGUCGCCGCCAUUUCAAGACAGUGAGAGGUAGAUGUCUAAGAAGAGUCCCUAAGAUUCGAGUUCGGUAUAUUCUGCCGCCCCCUAAACCUUCCAAAUCACUGAUCCGGCUACUGCCCUUUUUCUGCUACUUCUAGAAACAUUUUUAUCAGUAGUGGCGGCAGUAGAAGUCAAUUAUCCCCUUGUUCUGUCUCAAGAAGCUCCAGAUGGCGUCUUCCGUGGGCAACGUGGCCGACAGCACAGAACCAACGAAACGUAUGCUUUCCUUCCAAGGGUUAGCUGAGUUGGCACAUCGAGAAUAUCAGGCAGGAGAUUUUGAGGCAGCUGAGAGACACUGCAUGCAGCUCUGGAGACAAGAGCCUGACAAUACUGGUGUUCUUUUAUUGCUUUCAUCAAUACACUUCCAGUGUCGAAGGCUGGACAGAUCUGCUCACUUUAGCACCUUGGCAAUUAAACAGAAUCCCCUUCUAGCAGAAGCCUAUUCGAAUUUGGGAAAUGUGUACAAGGAAAGAGGGCAGUUGCAGGAAGCAAUUGAGCAUUAUCGACAUGCCUUGCGGCUCAAGCCUGAUUUCAUUGAUGGUUAUAUUAACCUGGCAGCAGCCUUGGUAGCAGCAGGUGACAUGGAGGGAGCAGUGCAGGCCUACGUCUCUGCUCUUCAGUACAAUCCUGAUUUGUACUGUGUUCGUAGUGACCUGGGGAACCUGCUCAAAGCCCUGGGUCGCUUGGAAGAAGCCAAGGCAUGUUAUUUGAAAGCAAUUGAGACGCAACCAAACUUUGCAGUAGCCUGGAGUAAUCUCGGCUGUGUUUUCAAUGCACAAGGGGAGAUUUGGCUGGCGAUUCAUCACUUUGAAAAGGCUGUCACCCUUGACCCAAAUUUUCUGGAUGCUUAUAUAAAUUUAGGAAAUGUCUUGAAAGAGGCACGUAUUUUUGACAGAGCUGUCGCAGCUUAUCUUCGUGCCUUAAGUUUGAGCCCAAAUCAUGCGGUGGUGCAUGGCAACCUGGCUUGUGUGUACUAUGAGCAAGGCCUGAUAGACCUGGCCAUUGAUACCUACAGGCGAGCUAUAGAACUGCAGCCACAUUUCCCUGAUGCUUACUGUAACCUAGCAAAUGCACUCAAGGAGAAGGGCAGUGUUGCUGAAGCAGAAGAUUGUUAUAACACAGCUCUUCGGCUGUGUCCUACCCAUGCAGACUCUUUGAAUAACCUUGCCAACAUCAAAAGGGAGCAGGGCAACAUUGAAGAGGCAGUUCGCCUGUAUCGCAAAGCAUUAGAAGUCUUCCCAGAGUUUGCUGCUGCACAUUCCAAUUUAGCAAGUGUACUGCAACAGCAGGGCAAGCUUCAGGAAGCGCUGAUGCACUAUAAAGAAGCCAUACGAAUCAGUCCUACAUUUGCUGAUGCUUAUUCCAAUAUGGGAAACACUCUGAAAGAGAUGCAGGAUGUUCAGGGAGCUUUGCAGUGUUAUACUCGUGCCAUCCAGAUUAAUCCUGCAUUUGCUGAUGCACACAGCAAUCUGGCUUCCAUUCACAAGGAUUCAGGGAAUAUCCCAGAAGCAAUAGCUUCUUACCGCACAGCUCUGAAACUUAAGCCUGACUUUCCUGAUGCUUAUUGUAACUUGGCUCAUUGCCUACAGAUUGUCUGUGAUUGGACAGACUAUGAUGAGCGGAUGAAGAAAUUGGUUAGUAUUGUAGCUGAGCAGCUAGAGAAGAAUAGGCUACCUUCUGUACAUCCUCACCAUAGCAUGCUGUACCCUCUUUCGCAUGGCUUCAGGAAGGCUAUUGCGGAGAGGCAUGGGAAUCUCUGCCUGGAUAAGAUUAAUGUCCUUCAUAAACCACCGUAUGAACAUCCGAAAGACUUGAAGCUCAGUGAUGGCCGAUUGCGUGUAGGCUAUGUGAGUUCUGACUUUGGGAAUCACCCUACUUCACACCUUAUGCAGUCUAUUCCAGGCAUGCAUAAUCCUGAUAAGUUUGAGGUAUUCUGCUAUGCCUUGAGCCCGGAUGAUGGAACAAACUUCCGAGUGAAGGUGAUGGCGGAAGCCAAUCAUUUCAUUGAUCUUUCUCAGAUUCCGUGCAAUGGAAAAGCAGCUGACCGCAUCCACCAAGAUGGAAUUCACAUCCUUGUGAAUAUGAAUGGGUAUACCAAGGGUGCUCGAAAUGAGCUCUUUGCUCUCAGGCCAGCUCCUAUUCAGGCUAUGUGGCUGGGCUACCCUGGGACUAGUGGUGCAUUGUUCAUGGAUUACAUCAUCACUGAUCAGGAAACUUCCCCAGCUGAAGUUGCAGAGCAGUAUUCUGAGAAACUGGCAUAUAUGCCCCAUACUUUCUUUAUUGGUGAUCAUGCUAAUAUGUUCCCUCACCUGAAGAAAAAAGCAGUCAUCGAUUUUAAAUCCAAUGGGCACAUUUAUGACAAUCGGAUAGUUCUGAAUGGCAUCGAUCUCAAAGCAUUUCUCGACAGUCUACCUGAUGUGAAGAUUGUCAAGAUGAAAUGUCCUGAUGGAGGUGACAAUGCAGAAAGCAGUAACACAGCUCUUAAUAUGCCUGUUAUUCCCAUGAAUACGAUUGCAGAAGCAGUAAUUGAAAUGAUUAACAGAGGACAGAUUCAGAUAACAAUUAAUGGAUUUAGUAUUAGCAAUGGACUGGCUACUACACAGAUCAAUAAUAAGGCUGCAACUGGAGAGGAAGUUCCCCGUACCAUUAUUGUAACCACCCGUUCCCAGUAUGGGCUACCAGAAGAUGCCAUUGUGUACUGUAACUUUAAUCAGUUAUAUAAAAUUGACCCUUCUACCCUGCAGAUGUGGGCAAAUAUUCUGAAACGUGUGCCUAAUAGCGUGCUUUGGCUGUUGCGUUUUCCUGCAGUAGGAGAACCCAAUAUUCAACAAUAUGCACAAAAUAUGGGCCUUCCCCAGAACCGCAUCAUUUUCUCACCUGUGGCUCCUAAAGAGGAGCAUGUCAGGAGAGGUCAGCUGGCUGACGUCUGCCUGGAUACUCCUUUGUGUAAUGGGCACACCACAGGGAUGGAUGUUCUCUGGGCAGGAACACCCAUGGUAACUAUGCCAGGAGAGACUCUUGCUUCUCGAGUUGCAGCUUCUCAGCUCACUUGUCUAGGAUGUCUUGAGCUCAUUGCUAAAAGCAGACAGGAAUAUGAAGACAUAGCUGUGAAACUGGGAACCGAUCUAGAGUAGAGGAUAAUUAACUACACA